AAUAAAUACAUUAUUUGGGUCAUUGAAGAAUGAAGAAGGAGUAUAAGACUUUACGAACUUUCUCUUGAUUUUUGAAAAUCUUUUUAGUGGAUUAAAGAAUAAAAGAGACAAACUGUUAAAUUAGAACAAGAUUUAACGUUGUUGAACAAAACACUGCAUGUUAUAACAACUAACUUAUUAGUGUUGGUUUAAUACAUGCGUGUCUUUUUCUCUUGAAAUGAUUAAACAAAUUUAAAGAAAUGUCACUAAACGACAUUCUCUCCAUAAGCAUUGUUGUUUCUAUAUAUAGACAACAAUUCACAUGUUAUAUGCAAGUGAGUGAGUGACAAUUUAGAGUUAUUGUAAGACUAUUUGUAUCACCAUCUUCACCUAGCUAUAGUCUAUACCCAUAGAUCUAUCUUUGUUUCACCAUCUUCUAGCUUUAGCCUAUACCCAUUAAUCUAUUCUCAUUCAUCCAUGGCUACUCAAUUUGUUUCCUUUUUAAUCGUGUUCUUGACAACAUGUGCCAAUUACGUGCAAGGGGGAGGACCACAAUUCGGUUACUUGGGCCCACAUGGCCCACGAAAAUGGGGAAAAUUAAGCCCAACUUACUCGGCCUGCUCCAAUGGAAAAUUUCAGUCUCCUAUCAAUAUUGUGAAGUCAAAAUCUGUUCCUAGUCAACACCUGAAGCCAUUAGACAUCGAAUAUCAUUUUACUGCUAAUGCUACUCUUGUUGACAAUCUCUUCAAUGUUGCGAUGAACUAUGAUGGAAAUGCAGGAGUCUUGAGAUUAAAUGGAAAAAACUAUACCCUCAUACAAAUGCAUUGGCAUUCGCCUUCUGAGCAUCACCUCGAUGGUCUUCAGUAUGCCGCUGAGCUCCAUUUAGUGCACAAGUCCGUUGAUGGCGAAGUAACAGUUAUAGCGGUUCUCUAUCACUAUGGUCAUCCAGAUCCGCUUCUUACUAAGAUACAAAGUAAACUUGAGAAAUUAGUAAAGGAGGCUCAUAGCUCAACAAACAAACAAGCUCAAGUUGCUCUUGGGGCCAUCACCACGAAGGAAAUUAGGAAACACUCACGUAAGUACUAUCGAUAUGUAGGAUCUUUUUCCACACCUCCAUGUUCCGAAGGAGUUAUUUGGCACAUUCUUGGCAAGGUGAAAUCGAUUUCAAAAAAACAAGUAGCGGAAUUAAAGGCGCCAUUGAUAUGGGAAUGCAAGAGCAAUUCAAGACCAGUUCAACCGUUGAAUGGAAGAGAAAUAGAGAUGUAUGAUGAUGAGAUGAACCAUGCUUGAGAAAACCUAAACCAAAACAUGUACCAUUUUUGGAUAAAAAAAAAACUAUUUGUCCAUGUUUAUCGUGGCUCAAGGUUUUAAUAAUAUGUGAUAUUUAUCUAUGAUUGUUUUUUGGAAAUAUGACUUAGGAGCCCAAUAAAGUUUCCAAACCAUUCAAAAAGCAUCAAUCAUGUUUUAUCGGUUCAAGAAAAAACCAACGAACUUAACGUUGUGUUUAAAACAGCUCAACUAAGUUGCACUUUGUUCAAUUUUAUGAAGUCAAAGAGGGAAAACAGAGAACGUGGCUUAUUACCAUAUUAAAAAAAAUGAUUUGUAAGACGAACUUAGCCUUUUGAACAUACAAAACAUAAAUGAGGUUUUUUGAACGUUUUGAAAUUUUUGUUGGGCUUUUGUAGACAAAAAGUUGAAUUUGUUGUUUCAUUUUUUUAUAAAACAUUAUUGAAGUUUUUUGAACGGUUUGAAA
Molecule: messenger RNA, 1732 nt
Organism: Lactuca saligna
Lineage: Eukaryota; Viridiplantae; Streptophyta; Magnoliopsida; Asterales; Asteraceae
Source: the annotation of a GenBank genome assembly